CAGACCAACCAGGAAACAGUCCAGUACAUCAAGGAGAAGCUCAGUGAGAAUCUGUCUACAGAGAAAAGCAUCAAUCUGUUCCACUGUCUGAAUGAACUGAAUGACCGUUCUCUAGUGGAGGAUAUUCAGUGGUACAUGAGAUUAAGAAGUCUCCCCACAGAUGAAUUUUCUUCUGCUCAGUGGUCAGCUCUGGUCUUCAUCUUACUGUCAUCAGAAAAAGAUCUGGAUGUGUUUGACCUGAAGAAAUACUCUGCUUCAGAGGAGGCUCUUCUGAGGCUGCUGCCAGUGGUCAAAGCCUCCAACAAAGCUCUACUGACCUACUGUAACCUCUCAAAGAGAAGCUGUGAAGCUCUGUCCGCAGUUCUCACCUUGCAGUCCUGUAGUCUGAGAGAGCUGGACCUGAGUAACAACGACCUGCAGGAUUCAGGAGUGAAGCUUCUGUCUGCUUUAGUUGAGAGUCCACACUGUAAACUUGAAACUCUCAGGUCAGGAUUUUAAAUAAUCAUUUAAAAUGUGAUUUUUUAAUAUUGCACAAAUAUCUAACCUUAACAAAGUUGUUAAGUGACCUCUUUUAUACUUUUUGUUUCUUUUCAAACAACUAUUUGGGACUUAUGUCACUAGACUGCUUCAUUAGUCUGCACCACAUAUUCAAAAAAGCAACAAGUUAAACAGGAUGUGAACUUUGCCCGAAAUGCAAAAAUAAAGUUUAGUCUUAGUCUUAUAAAAACAGAAAAACAUUUGUGAACAGAGAUGGGGAAAAAAAAACAUUUAGUGAGAGCUUAAUACUUUUCACUCUUGGAGGCUGCAGUGAGCCUGUUUUUGACUGCAGAGCUUUUCAAAACGUGGCUGCAGGCUUGAUACUGCCACUCUAAAGUCAUGUUCAAUGUUCAACUUGGUUUUCAAUGAGGCAAGAUCAGAAAAACCCACCUCACAUAGAUGGGACGCAGCAAACAGAAGUUGAAUGCCCACAGCUCUCUGUCCUGUGUGGAUACUCCCUCUCCACACCAAGCCAGAAUUCACUUAGUGUUUGUGCUGCAAACCUCAGCCUAAGUGUGGAGUCAAAGUUGAUCUCAAUGAGCUGGUCUUCUUCAGCAUAAGUAAAAUCAGCAGGUACAGAUGCAUUAAAUGGAUCUCUCCCUCAGGCAUACUGAGCACUGUUGUCUGGGAAGAAUUUCGGAAAAAAUGCUCUCAGGGAAGAGAUGUGCUCUUUAAAACACAGGAUCGCUUUGCUAGCUCCCACCUCACUGGGUUUGGCAAAGUUGAUCAGAUUCUCAAAGGAAUCAACAUUUGCUUCAUCAAGUUGCCUGCUGUACAUCUCAAGUGAAUGCACUGAUUUUGUCUGCCUGGAUGUUUGCAGCUGCCUUGAAACUGAAGAUUCAAGUCAUUAAGCUUUUCAAAAAAUCGAUGCAAUAGGCUAGCUUCAUCAGGAAGUCUUCAUCAUUAAACUUGCUUGCAACUUUAUGCAUGCCUUUCUCCUAUAAAACCAUCUGAAUUUCUUCUCUGAGCUCAAAGACUCAUGUUAGCAUUUUACUUGUACCAGCAGUUUUUCCUUCAGCGCGUCAAUGACUUGUUCUUCAAUGUCAAAUGAAAUAUCACAUGUGUGCCUUGAAACUGUGUCAUUUGAGAUGGGGACGGCCUUUAAUUUUUCAGCACUCAUCUCAUUGAGCAUGGUUAACACUGUAUCUAAAUCUGCGGGGAGUAUGAGCUUCUUAUGAGGCUUAUUUUUUGGCUUGUUAUCGGCGCUUGCCUCAUUUGUCUCUCAUGCUUUUCUUUUCGUAACUGUCAAAUCUCUCCAUUUUGACGACCAUUCAAACCUGGGACAGCAGUGGAUGCGCAUAUUAUUAUACCAGAUUUUUUUAUUCUUUUAACUGGACCGAGAAAAAACAGACUCAAGAGUGGUCAGAGCUUAAAAAUCAUCUUUAUUCUACAUUUCCGAAAAAGGAGAGCUGUAGACGCUAGCAAGCAUCAAAAGGUCUAAAGCAUUACAGAUCGUGUAUGCCUAAUAUAACCUGCUCCCCCUCCCCACACUACUAACAACCGUCACUUCUCUAUUCUAAUUGGUCCUCAGCCGGAAAAGGGUGGAGUGCCCACUCCGAGUCAGGGAGUUUAAGUAUCUUGGCGUUUU
This is a messenger RNA of Oreochromis niloticus (Nile tilapia), 2125 nucleotides long. RefSeq names its product ribonuclease inhibitor-like. NCBI's taxonomy places the organism in Eukaryota, Metazoa, Chordata, Actinopteri, Cichliformes, Cichlidae. Bases 136 to 498 code for a protein of 120 amino acids. The record is from RefSeq and is a predicted model, not a curated record. Gene Ontology annotation, molecular function: protein binding. The transcript is spliced from 2 exons.